Molecule: messenger RNA, 1164 nt
Organism: Drosophila melanogaster (fruit fly)
Lineage: Eukaryota; Metazoa; Arthropoda; Insecta; Diptera; Drosophilidae
Exons: 3
Coding region: 432-632 (66 amino acids)
Source: RefSeq, marked reviewed
GCGUAUCCGUGACGAUUUCUUUCCCGUUUACCUGUGCGACACAGACCCAAAAAGCAGACAAUAAAUCAAUAAUCAAGCCGCCGUGAGAGGGAGAUGGGUUGCUGGACGGAUGGAUGGAUGGAUGGAUAGCUGUAUGGAUGGACGGAUUGGUACGGAAUCGGAUUCAGAAUCAGAAUCAACUGGUAUCGAGAAGAGGCGAGUCUGGGGCCUUAUCAUCAUUAUUCAAAGCGAGCCACCAACGCCGCCGACACAUUGAAAUGGGUAUAGAAAAAUAAUAAUAAUAAUAAUAACGAGAACAACAAACAGAGACCGAGGGAAAACAAAACAGAAACAAAUCGAACAAAAACGAGUUCCUAGAGUUUCUAAAAAGCCAUAAAACGACGACGAGUUUUGAUUUGAUUUUCGAGAUCCAAUCGACUGGCAUAGAACACAUGUACGGCCCAGACGGACCAAACACAAAAAUGCGUGGAUGCUGUGGGAGAGAGUUGGACAGAACACAUAUUCUGGACGGAAACCUCGACGGAGGCAGCAACUCGUCAUCGGUCAUAUCAGUGCAGAAAGAAAGAGCAGUGCGACUGAGUCCAGUGGCAGCCCACGCCCGCGUUAUGAUUUUGUGGCCAUUUUAUAACUAACAGCAUUCCAGCGGCGCCGACAACUGAGCCCAAAGUCCCCAGUUCAGUUCAAGUCCCCCCAUCCACGGAUCCCAUCCCAGUUUUAAGACCCCAAACCCAAAAGGGCCGGGCCACACACAUCGAUGGUUUAGCUGAUGACGACGAUGAUGACCGCUUUGUGCCGCAGGAAGGAGUUGGGGGCCAAGUGCAUUGGAAACGCCGUCUGGUGACAGAAGCGGCAACGGGAGCAGAAUCAACCAUUCGAGAAGGAGGAUGUUAAGGACCGAUCGGACGAUCGAAACCUGUUGGGGUUACGAUAGGGAUACCCAUUCCAUUACCUGCUAACUCGACCGUUUUUAUACCCUUUAAUACGAGUGGGAAAGGUAAAAGUAUGAUAGAAUAAUCAAAUAAUCCCAUUUGGAUUAAUUUUAAAAUAAAAGUAUUAAUUUCCCAACAGGAGAAUGCAAUCUAUAUAAAAUGUAAGAAGCCUGGACAAAAAGCUUCGAGUCUGUCUUUAAAAGCCGUUUGAGAAGAUUAAGAACGCAAUAAAAUG